This is a messenger RNA of Lemur catta (Ring-tailed lemur), 6566 nucleotides long. It is a transcript of the gene RNF144B, whose product is annotated as ring finger protein 144B. Gene Ontology annotation, molecular function: ubiquitin protein ligase activity; ubiquitin conjugating enzyme binding; zinc ion binding. Gene Ontology annotation, biological process: ubiquitin-dependent protein catabolic process; protein polyubiquitination; positive regulation of proteasomal ubiquitin-dependent protein catabolic process. NCBI's taxonomy places the organism in Eukaryota, Metazoa, Chordata, Mammalia, Primates, Lemuridae. Bases 338 to 1249 code for a protein of 303 amino acids. Gene Ontology annotation, cellular component: mitochondrial membrane; cytoplasm; ubiquitin ligase complex. The transcript is spliced from 8 exons. The record is from RefSeq and is a predicted model, not a curated record.
UGAGCUUCCUGUGUAAAUAAGCGCUGCUGCUGCCGCUGGCGAGCUGCGCCCCGGGCUCGCGCCGCCAGGCUCCCGGGCACCGCGGCUGCCAGUCACGGCGGGGAGGCGGAUAGGGGACUCCUCCUCCUCGCGACCAAUAGGUCUGGGAGCGCGAGUCCUGUGGCAGUCCUGCAAAGUGUGAAGCUGUCAGCCGCAGAGCGCGGAGGAAGAGCGAGAGAAUGAAACGGCUCCUCGUUCCCGGUGCGCGCGAGGGAGGCUGCUGAGACGCCCGGCGGCCCGGGGAGCGCAGGUCUCCUGCCAGGGUCUGAGGAGACUGAAGAAGGCUGAAGACAGGCUGAUGGGCGCAGUUGGUAGGCUCCCCUGUCUCACCAUGACUGCCAAAAAUCCCACGCCUGGAGACCUGGCUUUGGCCCCCCUAGUCACUUGCAAACUCUGCCUGUGUGAACAGUCUCUGGAUAAGAUGACCACACUCCAGGAAUGCCGGUGCAUCUUUUGCACAGCUUGCCUGAAACAGUAUAUGCAGCUGGCAAUCCGAGAAGGAUGUGGAUCUCCCAUCACUUGCCCAGACAUGGUGUGUCUAAACCACGGGACCCUGCAGGAAGCUGAGAUUGCCUGUUUGGUACCUGUGGAUCAGUUCCAGCUUUAUCAGCGAUUAAAAUUUGAACGAGAAGUUCACCUGGACCCCCACCGGACAUGGUGUCCUGUCGCAGACUGUCAGACAGUGUGCCCUGUUGCAUCAAGUGACCCAGGACAGCCUGUGAUGGUGGAAUGCCCUUCUUGCCACCUGAAAUUCUGUUCAUGUUGCAAAGAUGCUUGGCACGCAGAUGUCUCCUGUAGAGACAGUCAACCUGUUGUCCUGCCAACAGAGCACAGGGCCCUCUUUGGGACAGACGCAGAAGCCCCCAUCAAGCAGUGCCCAGUUUGCCGGGUUUACAUAGAGCGCAAUGAAGGCUGUGCCCAGAUGAUGUGCAAGAACUGCAAGCACACGUUUUGCUGGUACUGUCUGCAGAACCUGGACAAUGACAUUUUCCUCAGACAUUAUGACAAAGGGCCAUGCAGGAAUAAACUCGGCCACUCGAGAGCGUCAGUGAUGUGGAACCGAACACAGGUGGUGGGGAUUCUUGUAGGCUUGGGCAUCAUUGCCUUGGUGACUUCACCUUUGUUACUCCUGGCCUCCCCGUGUAUAAUCUGUUGUGUCUGCAAGUCUUGUCGGGGCAAGAAGAAAAAGCACGACCCAUCUACAACCUAAAGAUCUCUGCAUUCACGUGCCACAGAUGUCUGAGUUACAUGAGACAGCACAGUGAUAAAGCCCCACUUAGUGAUCUUGCCUCCUUCUUCUUGCCAAACUUUGGAAGUGCCUCUGUGUCCAGACUUUGAACCUGCCUGCCAGCCUCUGGUGUGAGAAAAGGCCUGCCUUGGUGCAAGUUCCUGGGUAACAAGAACCGGGCUCUGCGGUCCAGGCUGUGUCUAUGGAGCAUGUUGGGAGCUCUGGGGUUGCUUGGGAGGAACUAACACAUUAUCAUUUUAUCAUCCAAAGGAUCCCACUGGACUUUCAAUUUCCAGCCAAAUUCAAGGAACCUGAGUGAGCAUUUGAUAUAAUAAAUGUGUUGUCAUGGUUGGCAACAUACACGGUUAACUGAGAAGCUAGAGUCUGUUCUGUGUUGAUUUGGCCACCAUGAGAAACACAAGGGAAACCCAGCGUAGGAGGGAAAAGAUAAGACUCCAAAAGGAGAAAUUCUCAGAGCUGUAAAGCAGGCUGCUUAUCUCAGGAGUCGAUAUGGUGGUUGUGCCUUGCUGGCUACUGGGCGUGCUGUUCCCGAUGUUCCCACAAUGACUUGGCAGAAGCACAAUAGGUUUCUCCUUGUGUGAUCUCAGCUUCAAGCAGGAGAAACUGCUGUGCACAGGGAGUUGUCCCUUCCCAGUAAAGGGUUGCAGUUUGUAAAACAAUAGGGUCUAAUUUAGUGUCUCUCUCUUGGCAAAUAAAACUUUUUCUAAGCUGUACAUCAUCUCUUACAGGUGGUAGCUGUGGUCUACAAAAUUGUUUCAUAUAAAAUGUGGGUAGAGUGCUAGAGGUUCAAAACCUUCAUUAUAGAUAACAGGGACCAUUCUUGGGCUCUGUUCACAUACCCAACAGAUUUGAAAUUGGACCUAAGAGUACACAUCUAGGGUUAAUAUUAAAGUCCAUAGGUACGUCUAAAAUCCAUAUGACUUACAGUACCUAGAAUUCCUAUCCAUUGGGCAUGCAUGGAUAUACCCAAUAGUAUACACAAAAUAAAGAUUUACUUAAAAGUCUUCUGUGACUAAAAUGGUUUAUUCUAAAUCACCUUAAAGAUUUUUUGCAUAUUAUAUAUGUGAAUUUUGGUUAUAAGUUCAUAACUUACCCAAGGAUAUAGACUCAUAAACAUAACUCUUUUAAACCAAUACUUACUAUGACAUCAUGCCAUCUCUGUUUGUAAAAACACUAAUCGAUAAUCAAGUUAUCUACAUGUUUUCAAACACAAAUCAGAGCAGCUCUAUUCUCGGCAUAAUUUAUUAUUGCUCUUUCAGCAUCUGUCAGGACAAUUGGAAUACUGUCGAUGUGUACAAGGCACUGAUAAAACAGCAACAAAGAUAUGUAAGAAAUAAAAUGCAAAUGCUUUAUAUAUUUUAAAUAGUUUGGAUUUAUAUCAUCUCGUUGUGGAUUUUUUUCCCAUUAUACUUUUAGUCAGAUUUGAAUAAAUGGGUUUUAAAAAGACAAACCUUUUUCUCCAAUGACAGGAUUGCAUAGUUGCCAUUAGCAAUGCAGCCUGGUGCUUCGUGACACCUACACUAAAUGUUUCUGGAGAGUUCUCCUUGAAGCCAGGGAUACCAUAUCAGGAACUAUCCGGGACUUCGAUAUUUUCUGAGGUAAUUGGGUAACUAGAUUAUUACCUUGCUGCUAUCCCGGAACUAUUAUUAAAGGAUGACGCUUUGCUUAUAUAAUGGGAUAUAUCCUAAGUGGGGAUGUGUAUAUUUAAGGAACUCUAAUUCACCUGUAUAUGUCGCUAUCUGAUGUAUGUGUAGUACAUCUAUUGGUCAUGUACAUUUUUAUUUACAAUUUGUAUAGGACAUAGAUGAGAACUUUGGGAAAAAUUUUGAAUGGCAACCAACCAAAAUCAUUUUAAAUCAUUUAUUAGAAAUUUCUUAAUAUUAAGUGUCUUUGUUUCCCUUUGAAACUCGAAACACUUCAGAAAAUAAAAACCUCUUCUAUCAGUGUAUUUCAUAUUAGUAUCAAUGUAAGUGUACAUAUAUUUGAAUAGUUAAUUUGCUUUGUUUUACACAUAGCCUACUGCCUCACUGCAGGUAAAGGGCAUUUAUAACUGCUCAGGGGAUCACAGGAACUGAACUGAAAUUGAAUUUUUGUAACAAGAAUGUCAGUAGUGGCAAUGGACUUCUCCAUUAGUAAACUCUCUAAGUUUGGUUCCACAAACAAUCUUUAAACAGGGGCUGAUUUCAAGCAACCUAAAAUGCUGUGUUAUCAAAAGAAAAGGUCCCAAAUUUGGAGUAAAGGUGGAAGAAAAUAUCUAUGCUAUUUCCUUGGCAAAUUGAAGAAAUUUGCCUUCGCACAGAGAUAUAACAGAAUUAGCUACUUUUGGGGAGUAGGGCAGGAUUCGGGAGUGUGGGUUUUUUUCCAAACUGAUUUUAAAUAACUGGAUUCAAUUUUUUUUUUUUUUAAUAUUGAAAAGUGCCUGAAAAAUGGUAACUUCUUCCUUAAAUAGCUAAAUGUGUGUGAGAUUGUCAGAAUCAACAGGGACAGGUUGAUAGGUUAAAUCCAAACAUAUCUCUUGUGCAUCAAAGGGCGUGAUGAAAGCCGACCCAGAGGCUUUGUUUACAAAGGAGAGAGUUGACAACUUUGAUAACAGAGGCUGAUAUUUUGGGUUUGGAUAAAUAGCCAAUGAAAGAGUUUAACCUUGUCUCCUUUCCCUGUCUGCCAGGUUUAUUCUUUCCUGGUAAUUCUUUCUAUAUUAGAAGGAAAUAAGGGUCUACAUAAGGAUGUUGGGAGAUUGUGGCAAAAAAUCUAUUUGUGUUUGGAGUGGUAUAGGCCAUUUGAAAUAGAAUUCAAAAGUCCUCCACCAACUUGUAACCUGGGUGUGAUGACCCACUAUCCGGAUAUACUGUGGGAUAUAUUGGCACAACAUCUAGCCAUUGCCCCCCAUCUAGGAAAUUUUCUCCUGUUGCUAGGUAGGGAAGUGAGGAAGGAAAUGUUAGAAUCUUAGGCAUCCUAUUUGUUCAUGCCAUGGGUAUUUGCUUUGGACUUCAAAUCUGUACUUUGAAAGAGGCCUUUGAAAAAACAAAUAAUUCAGUGUGAAUUUUCUUGUGGCUUGCAUCAUGAAAAUCGUACCUACCCAGGUUUGCAAAUCUACAUGUUUGUUUGAAUGUAAAUCACUGUUUCUAGGAAACCCACAUUUUUUCUUAAAAAUUAUUCAGAAUCUAAAUAUGUUUUACUUUAGCCUUCCCUACACAGUGCUUCUAAAAGACUUUUCUUUCUGUUCAUGAAUAGAUGCCUUUCUGUGUAUAGAAUCAUGUCUGUAUGUGUAGUUUUAAGGUCAAUUUCAGAAAUGCCUUAGAUGAAUGACAUUUUAUAAAGUUGUCAUCUCAUGUUGAUUCAUGAUCCAGGAAGUUUUGUUAUGUAUUUAAGAAAGUGCUAUUAUGUUACAUUUUUCCAGUUCUUUGGGAGGAAAACAGCUGUUUUAGUCUCUCUAGCCCCAAUAAAUGUGAGCAGGAAAUCAAGUGUGUUAACCUUUGUUGUGCUGCACAAUUCUAGACACAUUCAACUUUAUCCUCUAAGAACCAGCCAAAUCACUAUUAAAUCCUAGGUUCAGAAUUUGAAAAAUGUUACCAGAAUUUGCAAUGCUAUCUAUGGAAAUAAUGCUUGCUACUUUAUUUCUUAAAAGAAAUGAGGGCAAGUGUAAUAAUGCCUUUAUUUGUUGCAGACUUUCUUAUUGUAUGUGUGAUAUUCCACACUGCCAGUGCACAGGAAUUGAUCAUUAUCCAGAGAAAUAACAAUGCAAAAUUCUAAUACAAAAUGCUGCCAGGUGUCAAAUCCAUUAGUUCUGUAAAAUGAAGGUUGGACUAAAUGCUUUCUAAGGUCAGUUCCAAAAAGUCUGUUAGAGGAAUGUGUUUUUUUGUUAUAGGAGUUUUAAGAAAGGAUUUAGAUUAGAGUGUUAAGGUCAUUUCCAUUUGAUUAGUAUUCAAGGCCGGACUCCCUUGCCUAAAGUUGAGUGCCAGGAGCUAGUUAACAAUUAGAACUUGUGUUUCUGCAAAACCAAAAGCUCUGUACUGGUGUCAAUGCCUUUUUAUUGAAUGUUAUGUGCUUCUAAAAUGAUACCUUAGUACAAAGGUUUACAAUUGACUUACAAUUCAAAUUUCAUUUUCUAACCAUUCAGUUUGGAAGAAAUCAAUAUGAUCGUUUAAAAACAUUUUUGCGUUAUGGUUUGUUAAUUUUCCUAAUCAUCUCCUAGAAUGUCAACAUUGUUUCAUUUUUAAGUGUGCUUAUUGUGUACUAAAACUUGAAUUUGCAUUCCCAAAGAAAUAGUGAGUGAACCAUUUUAUAUAGCCGUGAUUUUAAUCAAUGCCCUAACCAGCAAACUUGUUGCAAUGUAAAUUAUGAAUCCAGUGAUUUGGAGGAGCCUAAUUAGAUUUUUUGGUAAUUAAUUUUAUUUGUUAGAUAGUAAAUCUAAUUUUUCCUUAGACCCUAAAGAUAAUAUAAUUAUAACAGAUGAAUUUCUUCAAAUAAUUUGUUAAUAGCAAUUCUAAUAUGUUCAUAUAUUUUUACAUAAACUAUUUAAAGGACUUUUAAGACCAAUCCUUUGAGAUAAAAUGAGCAGAUGUUAGAUUGAUUUCAUAGAGAAAGCAAUGUUUUGAGUUCAUAUCUUGCCAAAGGUCAUAGUACUGAUGAGUUUCAGCCAGAAAAAGAAUGCUGGCUUGAAAGUACUUUAAUGCUAUUACAUCAGUCGGUAAUUCCUAGCCUGCCUUCACUCCCAAAUCUGCGAGUCCCAAGGGAACUCACUCCCCUCUCAAUUUAUCUGCAUCACUGGAGGUAAAUGUAAGAGAAUAAUUUAUUAUUCCAAAUCAUCCUUUAGAGUCUGUGUUUUGGUGUGUCUGACAGCAAAGGGCAGAUGAGCACCUCCAAAGGUCAAUCCCUGUUGCUCCCUGGGGUUCAGCUGGAGAAGGGCAGGGCACGGAGGGUGACUCAUUAAAGAAAUAACAAGGUGGGGUGCAUCCAACUUGCUAAUGUUGGAAGCACAAUUAUAGCUGAAUCUAUAUACUUAGUCCAAAUGCCAAAGUGCUUGCCUCUCCCUUACAAAUACAAAUUUCAUUCUCACAGGUUCCUUUUGAUGUUUACAAUCAAGACUCAAAGCAAUCGUUAACUCAGAUCCAAAUCCUUUCCUAUGUUAUUAACAUUACCAGCUUGUACUCGAAUAUGUGUUCGUGGCCUAUCAUUAAAUACAUCAACUGAUGGGCAAUUUCAAAAGCUAGGAAUGGGGCUCUAAAUAAAGCGUUUAAUUUCUGAUGUGUCUAAUAAAGAGAUUGUGCUUCGAAUUCUA